ACAAGUGGGCUGGAGAGGAAUAUAUUUCUUUUAUAUAUUUUUUUAAAUACUUAAAAGCUUUAUGUAAUCAUUUAAUUUUAGUCUUGGCACUCAUACUGCCAGUAAACAUACAGGUAAAUAAUAGGGAUAUUUGAGAAAUAAAAGUGGUUGUUUAAAAAAAAUAGUAAAUAUAGCUCUGGAAACAGAAGUUUUAUGCUUUGGGGGAAAAAAAUGCAGAUUUUUCUCCUAGUUGUUGAUUUCUGAUUCUUCUAAGCUAGUAAUGAUGCAGACUAGGGCUUCCAUACUACCCCCUAAUUUUCUUGUCUAUUAUAUUGACACAUUUCAUUUAAUUUAGCAUGAUGGCAAACAGCUGUUGAACUAUUAAUCUUUUUCUCAGCAAAACUGGAAAAAUAUCUUAGAUUCCUUUGCUGAUGUGUACUUUUCUCAAAACUAAAAUCAAGAGAAAUAAAUGAACGAGUGGCCAAAUGUGCAUUAAAAUUGAUGGAGCUUCAAAAUGGAGGAAAAUACAGACUAUAUGUCAUUGCAGAUUUUUUAUGUGUAAGUGAAAAUUAAAUGUAGCCAAUUUUGUAUUGCUCUUUGUAAGUUGAGGGUCAAUUGUCUAAUUUUGUUAUUAAUUCUUCUCCCACCCCCCAAGGGGAAAAAAAAUCACACUGGUAAAAUCUGAGGGUGAACCAGCUUCUAUGCUUGCUCUGUGUUCACUUAUAUGCGCACACCGUACGGAUAGGCGAGUGGAGAAAUAGACCUAUUUUGCUUACCUGAAAAACAUUCUGCAGGUUUGAAUGCGGCACUGGACAGAACUUUAUUCAAAGUAGGCAUUUUCAGCAGUUUAAAAAAAAAAAAAAAUUAAAUUUUAAUGAGGUCCAGUUGUUUGCCAGCCCUUAUAUGAUAGCAAAUCUCAUCUGCAUUGCAAAGUCUAAUACUAUAGGUCUGACUGCCAAACAUGCAAAAAUAGACACAGCCCAAUAGAUAAACAUAUAAAUUAGUUUAGAGUGUAUGUAUUGGAGAAUCUCUCGGGUAAAAAGGAGGGAGAAAGGGGCCUUCUUGCUUUGAAUUGAGUAGGGUUUGCCAGAGUUCACUCGCUUUACAUUUAAGAUUUGAUGAGUGGUGGAGGUAGAAAUUUCUAGUGUGUUAAGAUACUGCUGCACCGUGUAUCCACUGAGCUCUGAUUUGUGUAGCGUGGGGGCCGCUUAGCAAGACCUCUGUUUUUACCUUGAGGACCUGGCCCAUCCCUGCUAUUUUCCUUUCUGAAACAGUUCUCACCGCUGGAGGAACCAGUCCUGCGGACAUACAUCAGCAGUAAAAGCACAUGAUUUUCAUUUUCAGUUUGAAUUGUUUUGUGUAAAAACAAAAAGGUUUUAAGGCAAGACUGCAAAAUAGUAAUUUGAAGUCCCAGGACUUAGGGUUUUCCCCCACCCAAAUGGCGAACAUUUAUGGUGAAAAACCUCCAGUUUCCUCUUACAGUAAACAUGAAAAUGACGAUUUUACUCAGAGCCUGCAUCUUUUUUUUUUUUUUUUUCCAGUCUUAAUGGCAAGAAUCUGCAUACACUUGCUUGCGGAAAUGUCAUAAAUUGGCCCCCGAUCAAUUCCUCAAAGAUACAGUAUACACCAAAGUGCCACUUUCAGAAUUUCAGCCCCGGUGAAAUCAGAUUUGCAGUCUUCUCCAUGGUGUUUGUUUGCCUUGCCACGUGCGGGCAGGGCCCGGCAGCAGAGGGAGAAAGCAGGGGUGUAUUUAUAUAAAAUUAAAACCGCUUCAUUACAUAUUGUCCUGGAGAGUGAGCAAAAGGAUAUUAACAUUUUUUAGUAAAAUGAUACGAUUUCACCAUCUUAAAAAAAAAAAAAUUAUCUGAGCAUUUGGUCAAUGGAUGUAGAAUGGAUCCUGUACCCUCUUGGUAAUUUGAUCUAAAUUAAUAAACAAAUGUUUUUCUUUUCACUUGUGCCAUAUGUUGGAUCCCAGUUACAUGGGCAGAAAGAGGCAGCUUGUGAUGUUUCUUAAAGGAUUGCACACUGUUUUGCAUAAGGGACUUUGCAGAUGCAGGAGUACUUGUGCAGGGGAAACUGUGUUCGUUCCAUGGCUGCUUUGUGUUUUAGGAAGGUUGAUUUCAAUCGUUUAUUUCAUCCGACACGACCCGUUUUUAUUUAACUUAGUAGAUCUGGGAGGGAGAUGCUAAGUGAAAAACAUUCUGUGAGCAGCUUUCACCAGCAAUUAACCCCCCACGCCUCCCCAAACUGAAAAUUGUGGUGCUUUUUAUUCAUUUUGAAAGGUCUUAAAGUGGCAGAAAGCAUCUUGUCUACAAGAACCAACUCUCUUCCGAAGGGGGGAAAAAAAUAAGCCUCUGCUUUAAUGAAAUGAGAGCUGUUGUGGGUAUUAACCAAACAGAGACACGUUCGAGUAGCAGUCUGGUUUCCAAAAACAAAGGCCUGUGAGUCACUUAUUAUUCUGCAUGAAAAUGAAUUGAUAGACAAGAUGAGAAAAAGUUCAGACACAAAAUCUGAAGUGUUUCACUUUGACUUUUCCCAUCCAAGUCGAUGAUGUUGUCUUGAAGAGCUUGGAAGUGUGGUCCAGUUAAGUAGAGAUCUUGGGACUUGAUUUUAUUAAUUCUGAAAGUCAUUUGCCAUUAUACAUAAUUGAGUUCCUUUGUUGUUUUGCUUGUGUCUAUCCCAGGCAGAGGUGGUUGCUACUUCUUGACAUUCAGAUUUUGAUGUUCUCUUUUGUUCUCAGGGCUUAUAAGACGUGACCUUUUGAGGUGACUAUAACUGAAGAUUGUUUUACAGAAGCCAAAAAAGGUUUUUGAGUCAUGAUGCAAGAAUCUGGGACUGAGACAAAAAGUAACAGUUCAGCCAUCCAGAAUGGGUCGAGCGGCAGCAACCACUUGCUAGAGUGUGGCAGUCUUCGCGAGGGACGGUCCAACGGAGAGACGCCAGCCGGGGACAUCGGGGCGGCCGACCUGGCCCAUGCCCAGCAGCAUCAGCAGCAGGCUCUUCAGGUGGCAAGGCAGCUCCUGCUCCAGCAGCAGCAAGUUAGUGGACUGAAGUCUCCCAAGAGGAAUGACAAACAACCAGCUCUUCAGGUGCCCGUGUCAGUGGCUAUGAUGACUCCGCAAGUUAUCACUCCCCAGCAGAUGCAGCAGAUCCUGCAGCAACAGGUGCUGAGCCCUCAGCAGCUCCAGGUCCUCCUCCAGCAGCAGCAGGCCCUCAUGCUCCAACAGCAGCAGCUUCAAGAGUUUUAUAAAAAACAACAGGAACAGUUGCAGCUUCAACUUAUACAACAACAACAUGCUGGAAAACAGCCUAAAGAGCAACAGCAGGUGGCCACCCAGCAACUGGCGUUCCAGCAGCAGCUACUACAGAUGCAGCAGCUGCAGCAGCAGCACCUCCUGGCUCUGCAGCGCCAAGGCCUUCUGACAAUUCAGCCCGGGCAGCCCGCCCUCCCCCUCCAGCCUCUUGCUCAAGGCAUGAUUCCAACAGAACUACAGCAGCUCUGGAAAGAAGUGACAAGUGCUCACUCCGCGGAAGAAACCACAGGCAACAAUCACAGCAGUUUGGAUCUGACCACGACAUGCGUCUCUUCCUCUGCACCUUCCAAAACCUCCUUAAUCAUGAACCCGCAUGCCUCUACCAACGGACAGCUCUCGGUCCACCCUCCCAAAAGGGAAAGCUUGUCCCAUGAGGAGCACCCCCAUAGUCACCCCCUCUAUGGACAUGGCGUGUGCAAGUGGCCGGGCUGCGAAGCAGUGUGCGAAGAUUUCCAGUCGUUUCUAAAACAUCUCAACAGUGAGCAUGCGUUGGACGAUAGAAGUACAGCUCAAUGUAGAGUACAAAUGCAGGUUGUACAGCAGUUAGAGCUACAGCUUGCAAAAGACAAAGAACGCCUGCAAGCCAUGAUGACCCAUCUGCACGUGAAGUCUACAGAACCCAAAGCUGCCCCUCAGCCCCUGAAUCUGGUCUCCAGCGUCACCCUCUCCAAGUCUGCAUCAGAGGCUUCUCCACAGAGCUUACCUCAUACCCCAACGACCCCCACCGCCCCCCUGACUCCCGUCACCCAAGGCCCCUCCGUCAUCACCACCACCAACAUGCACACGGUGGGACCCAUCCGAAGGCGGUACUCGGACAAGUACAACGUGCCCAUUUCUUCAGCAGAUAUUGCGCAGAACCAAGAAUUUUAUAAGAAUGCAGAAGUUAGACCACCAUUUACAUAUGCAUCUUUAAUUAGGCAGGCUAUUCUUGAAUCUCCAGAAAAGCAGCUAACACUAAACGAAAUCUAUAACUGGUUCACACGAAUGUUCGCUUACUUCCGACGCAACGCGGCCACGUGGAAGAAUGCAGUGCGUCAUAAUCUUAGUCUUCACAAGUGUUUUGUGCGAGUAGAAAACGUUAAAGGGGCGGUAUGGACAGUGGAUGAAGUAGAAUUCCAAAAACGAAGGCCACAAAAGAUCAGUGGUAACCCUUCCCUAAUUAAAAACAUGCAGAGCAGCCACGCCUACUGCACGCCCCUCAAUGCAGCCUUACAGGCUUCCAUGGCUGAGAACAGUAUACCUCUCUACACUACCGCUUCCAUGGGAAACCCCACUCUGGGCAGCCUGGCCAGCGCAAUGCGGGAAGAGCUGAACGGGGCAAUGGAGCACACCAAUAGCAACGAGAGUGACAGUAGCCCGGGCAGAUCCCCUCUGCAAGCCGUGCAUCCCGUACACGUCAAAGAAGAGCCCCUCGACCCAGAGGAAGCUGAAGGGCCUCUGUCCUUAGUGACAACAGCCAACCACAGUCCAGAUUUUGACCAUGACAGAGAUUACGAAGAUGAACCAGUAAACGAGGACAUGGAGUGAAUGUCUGGGCCGGCCAACCCUGAAAAACGAAGAUUGGAAAAAGAAAAAGGAAAAAAAA
Molecule: messenger RNA, 4878 nt
Organism: Microcebus murinus (gray mouse lemur)
Lineage: Eukaryota; Metazoa; Chordata; Mammalia; Primates; Cheirogaleidae
Source: RefSeq, a predicted model, not a curated record